AUGGCUUCUUCCUCUCGCGAGGACGGGCCACGGGAAGAUGCGUCCGCGGCGGCGCCGACGUACGCCGGGAUGGCGGACCUGGUGCCGGCGCUUCCGCUGGAGACGCGGUGCCCGCCGUUCGCGCUGCGCCAAUACAACGGCUUCUGGCUGCCGGAGGCGGCGCUGCUGCGCGGCAUCCCGGCGCUACACGCCGGCUUCGCGCCGAGGCCCGACGACGUCCUCCUCGCCAGCUUCCCCAAGUCCGGCACGACCUGGCUCAAGGCCCUCGCGUUCGCCAUCGCCAACCGCGCCGAGCACCCGCCGUCGUCCGGCGACCACCCGCUCCGCGACAGCAACCCGCACGACCUCGUCCGGUUCUUCGAGGUCGGUGCCGCGCUCGCGGGCAGGACCGACGACGGCAUGGACGCCGCCACGGCCGAGCUCGAGGCGCUCCCGUCCCCGCGCGUGCUCGCCACGCACCUCCCCUACUCCCUCCUCCCUCCGUGCGUCCCCGCCGCCAGCCGGAUCGUGUACGUCUGCAGGGACCCCAAGGACGUGCUGGUGUCGUCGUGGCUCUUCACCAGGCGCGCGUCGGCGAGCCUCGGAGUUGACACCGAGUCCUUCACGCUCUCGGAGGCGCUCGAGCUCUUCCGCGAGGGGCGGUGCUUCUACGGCCCGCAGUGGCGGCACGUGCUCGAGUACUGGGAGGCGAGCCGCCGCACCACGAGUGUCGCCGUUGCGUAUCAACUCUGA
Molecule: messenger RNA, 732 nt
Organism: Lolium rigidum
Lineage: Eukaryota; Viridiplantae; Streptophyta; Magnoliopsida; Poales; Poaceae
Product: cytosolic sulfotransferase 12-like
Exons: 1
Coding region: 1-732 (243 amino acids)
Biological process (GO): sulfation
Cellular component (GO): cytoplasm
Molecular function (GO): sulfotransferase activity
Source: RefSeq, a predicted model, not a curated record